This is a messenger RNA of Penicillium malachiteum, 831 nucleotides long. RefSeq lists its product as uncharacterized. The coding region runs from base 1 to 831 and encodes 276 amino acids. The record is from RefSeq and is a predicted model, not a curated record. The transcript has a single exon. Lineage: Eukaryota; Fungi; Ascomycota; Eurotiomycetes; Eurotiales; Aspergillaceae.
AUGCAUCUCUCAAAAGCGGAGCAUGAUUAUCUUAUGGAGCCUACUAAUGGAGAUCCAUUACUCGAGAUGGUCCAAGCAAUAGCAUCUACUGGGUCGUUGAAAACCGCAAUUGAAACCAAGCAUAACGACCCGGUGGCUUGUCGAAAUAUCCUGCAGAAAUGUUACGAGACACAAGAAAAACUGAUGAGGCUACAAAAAGAUGGACACCUUGGCAAAGAACCGUCUUUGUGGCAGUGCAAAAACUUCGAAGUGCCUUCUCCAGAAGGGACAUUCGGCGCCCCAUAUGAAUUCACAUCAUUACGCAAUGCGCUGCUAUAUAACCUGUUCUGGGCUAAUAUGGUUAUCCUCCUGCCAGUCCUUCACCAUGCACGCUCCCUCGUCCGAUUACACUCAAACCUCUCCUCGGUCGAGGAUACUGGCACGAAAUUCGAAGACAUGGAGUAUGUUCUUCGAGGAGCAUAUGCAGACAAAAUCCCUCGUACCCUGCCCUAUUGUUUCCAAAAGGGUAUGAAAGCGUCGUUUUCCAAAAUUAUAUUCUUCCCUAUCAAUAUGGCUUCAAUCCACUUCAUCGACAUAAAGAAUCGCGACAAACUGAAUUACUGCCACGAUAUUCUCAGACAUAUAGAAACCAUUGGGCUUCAGAUGGCCUCUUCUAUCCGUGAAGUUACAUCUUAUCGAUGGGAACGCCGAUGGGGCGAGGCGGCUGAUCAAUUCGAUUGUAUCUCGUUGCGACAGACAGAUCGUAUUGGCUGCAAUAUGCACCCAGGUUCUUUGUCGAAGGACUUAUCAAAAGCUUUGUCAGAAGAACCACAGUAUCAGUCUGAUGUAUAA